Klebsormidium nitens is the source of this 5322-nucleotide messenger RNA. The record is from the annotation of a GenBank genome assembly. Lineage: Eukaryota; Viridiplantae; Streptophyta; Klebsormidiophyceae; Klebsormidiales; Klebsormidiaceae.
AUGCAGAGCAACGAUGGAGAAACGGUGUCAGUGGACGCGGCGACUUUGAGCAUCUUGUGGGCGUGCGCGCGCAUCCUGGAACAGGGUCGCAACCUCGAGGGCUUAGUUGCGGUCUUUCUUCUCCACUGGGCUCUUCUGCCGCACCUGCCGCUCCAACUGCGCGCCCAGAAGGCCUCGCCCGUGGCCUCUCCGCGUGAAGAAUCCUCCCGCUUCCUAGACCAGAUCUACCGGGAGCUUCUACACGUCACAACCAAGGAGACGCUCGAGCAGCUGAGAUCGGUCACGUCUCGCCCGGUAGAAUCCACCGGGGAAAGCUGCAUUUCGCGAUGCGCGGCCGUCCAAGUCGAGAAUCCAACGGAAUGGGAAGCGGAAGGGAAGUGCGAGCUUCUCGACUUCGGUGACGGCCGUCUGUUCCAUUUCCUCGCCCGGAGGUACCUGUCGGCGGACGCUGACGGUGACGUGACGUCAGCACCAUCGGCAAAGGCAGUUCGGACGUGCGUCGUACCAGAGGACGUGGCGUGCAGAGUCCGCUGGUUGUGGGCUGUCGUCAGCGCUGGGGCUCGAAAAGUAGAAGCAGGAGAAAGGGGGCCAGAGUUCCCGUUAGCGCUCAGAGUGGAGGAGCCGGGAACUUUCUUUGCCGCGGGGGUGGAGACUGGAAGAGAGCCCCGGGGACACGACGCCGAUCAGGGCUUUGAUUUGGAGACCGGACCUGCAGAUGGGCUGGGAGAGCGCUGUCUCGAAGUGUGCGACUGCGCGGCAAAGGCCGGGGCCAACGAGGUAAAGAGCGACCUCGUUCUCUUGCCCAUCCACGGCAAUGAAUUGGUGACCGCUUUUCUCGGAGACGGGGCGCUCAGCCUGCCGCACUACCGGGACGACGCGCGCGUGGUGCGCGAGCUGGGGUCCGGGAGCGCGCACUUUGACGAGACGUUCCAUUGGCACACCGGGCAGCCGCUGGAGGACUCGUACUGGCAGGAGGCGUCCAAGGAGUACACCAAAGUGCACAACAUGUCCGCGAAGUCCCUGAUGUCCCACCCAGCCUUUCGAGGUCGCUACUACCAGCGGGUUCUAGAGGCAUUUCACAUCGGGACCAAGACCACCGAGAAGGACCUCACUCUCAGGGAGUGGGCGCUCGCCGAACUCCGAAAGAAGCGCGAGCGCAACGAGCAAUUCAGCGCGCGCGCGCUGCACCGCUACGCCGCGAGUCUUUCGGGGACCAAGUUCUGCGCGCCGACGGGCGUCAUCACUGAACACAAGCGGGGCAGGAGUGCUGGGAAACCAUCCGCUUCUAGUUCUUCUGGCGACCACUCGACUGGCGGUUCCCGCAAAGACGUCGCCGUCGGGAAGAAAGCGAAAGCGCCCAGCAAGAAGGAGCUCAUCAUCGCCGGAAACCUGGAAAGGAAAGCGGGGACCGAGAAAGCGAAGCUGCGCGAGCAGUGGAACGCGCGCCAGAAGGCGCUCGGCGCACGCGCGCUCAGCGCGCGCGAAGCCGCGGAGCUGGAGGAGUUUAUGCGCUCGUGUGGGGCGUUUCCGGACCUGAUGUUUGACGUGGCCGGAAUUUACGUGGAGGGAUGCAUGAAAUCCUGGCGAGAAGUGAGGGGCGGCGGAAGAAAACGUACCGGGCCAUCCCGAUCCGGCGAGAAGGGUAUAAGCGAGCCCUUCACAGAGGGCUCGGACUCCGCGCGGGUGUGGCCCGCAGUCGCGGUCUUCCAGCUCGCGCACACGCUCUUGGAAGAUUAUGCCGACGCGCUCAAAAGUCAAGGCGGAGACGAAGCAAAGCUGCUCGUCGGAAGCAUCACCAAAGCAUUUGAGACGUUUGGGUUCUACGAGGAAGCGAGACACAUCGGUCUGGGCCUCAUCUCAGCGCCGGAAGCUUCCAGCGAACAGAAGGCCAAAGGAAAGAAAGGGCGAGCUUCCAAGGGGGGUUCGGCGAGUGAGCCGGAACCGACCCCCCGGCAGGCCGGAGCGGCGGAAAGCGCUCUUAUUUUGGGCAUGUCGGCUGUACGGUUCCAACUGCAAUACAUGGGGCAUCUCCUUCCGAAGUGCUCCGCCUCCGAGCGCGCCUCGCGGCCGCGCGACGCGCGCGUCGGCUCCCUGGUCGCGGACCCGUGGCAGAGCCGCGUGCUGGACGUGGUCGACUCGAAAGGCUCCGCUCUAGUUUGCGCGCCGACCUCGUCCGGGAAGACGCUCAUCUCCGGAUACUGCAUGCGCAACGUGCUGAGCGAAGAUGACGUCGGCAUCGUCGUUUUCGUGGCGCCCACCAAGGCGCUGGUCAACCAGGUGCGCGCGCAGGUGGCCAAGGACUUUGGCGCCGACGUGCCCGGUGUGUUUACUCGGGACUUUUACGUGCGCCCGCUCGAGUCGCGUGUUCUUGUGACCGUCCCCGCCUGCCUCGAGAUCCUGCUGCUGUCGCCCACAGCCACGUACGGCACAUGGCGGGAGAAGCUGAGAUACGUCAUCUUUGACGAGAUUCACUGCAUCGGCGAGCUGGAAAACGGCGACCUGUGGGAGCACCUGAUGCUGCUGAUCCGGUGUCCCUUUUUGGCGCUCUCCGCGACGGUCAACAAUCCUCGCGAGUUCCAGGGCUGGCUCCAAGGGGCCAAAGACCACCAAAAGAGGCAGGACGCCGCGAGGGGGAAUAUGGGCACAGAUGGGCAGUACAAGGUUCAUUUGAUCGAGCAUCACGAGAGACAUGCCGACUUGGAGAAAUUCCAAUACCUGCCCAAGUCGAUCUCGACGGAACCGGAAGCGGACCUGCCAGCGCGGAACGCCAUCAUCUCGACUUCGGUUCCCGCUUUCCGGCCCUUCCACCCGUUUGCCAGCCUCGAGCCCAACCGCCUGCGCGAAGAGGGCUUCCCCGGCGACAUGUCGCUCUCUCCGCCCGCCACGUUGCAACUCUUCGAUGCAAUGACGUCAAUCUUAGGUCAGCCGCGCACGGCAGGCCCCCCGGACCCCGACUCUCCGCGGAGCGCGACCGGUGGAGAAGGCGUGACUGAAAGAAGGGCCGCGUCACAGUUCGGCGAGCCCGGGGGAGUACCCGGUUGGAGAGAAACCGCUCGGUUGCGGCUGGAGAGAACCCUGGCGCCCGAAGUAUUCUUCCAAGGCAGCGCGCGCAUCACGCGGCCGCGGGUGCGCGAGUACGAGGCCGCGCUGAAGCAAGAGAUGCUGAUAUGGGCACGUGACGUCAGCAGCUCAGCGGCGCAAGGAGAGGGGCCCAAAGCCGUCCAGGGACGACUCCUUCAAACGCCCGGAUCAGCCGAUCUGAGUUUGGCGCAACGGACUCAGUGCGACGGAAGCGACGGCUUUCGCGCUUUGGAUGAGCUUCUGCGCGCGCUCAACGGAGAUCUGAGCGCGCGUGUGCGCGCACUUGAGGAGGAGUGCGCGAGCCGUGGGGUGCAGAUCGAGCGGGACUUCCUGGGCCGGGACAUCAUGAGCCUGCUCCUGGGCUUGGCGGCGCAGGACUGGCUGCCCGCUCUAGUUUUCAACUUCAGCCGCGGGCAGUGCAUGGACAUGGCGCUCCGCGUUGUCGAACGGCUAGAGCGCGCUGAGGCGGAAGCGGAAAAGGCAAGACUUCAUCAAUCAGUGUUUCACUUCUCUGGGAACGUUGAGAAGGCGAACUUCGGCGACCGGUCGGCUGACAAAGUCAAGUCGCAGCUCCUCGAGCGGAAGCGGAAAGAAGACAAGCAAAGGCGCGACAAAGCAAAGCACAAUCGUGGCGACGAUGAAGACCAGGGCUUUGCGAUUGCCGAAGAGGAAGACGAGCUCCUGUGCAAUGCAGAUUUUACCUUUGUCAAGACGCGCGAGCGGAUGCCGCUUGAAGAACUCAGGGAGCUGCUGGACCCGGUGAUUGAGAGCUUCGACGAGGGUUUAGACCACUUUCUGAUCCGGGGCCUCAUCCGGGGGGUCGGUGUGCACCACGCCGGGCUGUCAACCAAGUACCGGCAGGUGGUCGAGAUCCUCUUCCGAGCCAAGCACCUGCGGGUGGUGUUCGCCACCGGAACUCUGGCGUACGGAAUCAACAUGCCUUGCAGCACGGUGGUCUUUGCAGGCGACUCGAUCUUCUUGGACCCGCUCCAGUUCCGUCAGAUGAGCGGCCGCGCGGGCCGCCGCGGGUUUGACAGCGUCGGCCGUGUCGUCUUCUUCGGGGUCCCCACGGACAAGCUCAAGAGCCUGCUGACGUCAGCGGUGCCCGACCUCAGAGGUCAUUUUCCUCUUUCCGUUACCCUGGUGCUCCGGCUGCUGCUUCUGGAAGCCACCGGAGUGGUCGGCCGGGAGAGUACCCGGGACGCAAUGGUCCGGCUCUUGUCAAAUCCGCUGUAUGCGUCCGGGGGACGCCCCGAGCUGCGCCAGCAGAUGAAGCACCUCUUCCGCUUCUCCCUGGAGCUCCUGAUGCGCGCGCAGCUGCUGAGCACGGUGGGCCGCCCGCUGGGCCUGGCCGGACUGGCGGUGCACCUCUUCUGGAGCGAGCCCGCCAACAUGGCCUUCGUCUACCUCCUACGAAACGGGCUGUUUCACCAGGUUUGCGACGACCGGGGCUGGUACACGGUGUCCCGGGAGUUGCUGCUCAUCUGCGCACACAUGUUUAUGCGCAAGCGGCUCCACCCACUCAUGGCAAAGCGGGCCAAGCAGAACCAGUCCCCGUCAAUGAUCGUGCUGCCGCCGCUGCCCCCAUUCAUCGAGAGCGCGCUUGCGGCGCACAACGACGAGGCGUUGCGGACGUUUUCGCAGUACAUCGUCUCGUACGCUCGGGCGCAUGCGGACACCCUGCCGGACCCGUGUGUCCUGCCCGUGUCCGGCAUUGGGUACCCAAGCCUUAAGAAGAGUGAUGGCGUCCGCGCGGCCGCCCCGCGCCUGACGUCAUCAUCCCGGCAGCAGCGAGUCACCCCUCUGCUUGGCAGCCUGCGCCGCGACGCCGUGAUCUUCUCCGCCUGCUCGCCCUUCGUCGCGCUGUCCGGCUGCGGCGACCGCUUCCGGACGGCACGUGACCUCGUCCGGCACGUGCGGACGGGCCUCCACGUGAACGAGUCCGCGAUGCCCGUGCUGGACACGGCGGGCUCCGCCCACGUGGCCGUCCGGCUGAACGCGUACGUCCUAGACUUCUUCGCGCACGGACAGAAGGAGGCGCUGGUGGCCGGAAACGGCCUUUUGGAGGGGGACGCGUAUGAGGGGCUCAAGACUUUCGUGAUGGUGCUGCGGACGAUCGCAACGGCGCUCGGGAAGCUGGGCCCUGAGGAGGAGGAACUAGGGCGAGGGGAUCCAGUGGUGGCGGCGUUUGAGCGGCUGGCGCUGGAGUACCAGACCAAGUUUUUUAAAUUCAACGGGUAG